Messenger RNA from Wallemia ichthyophaga EXF-994, 1761 nucleotides. RefSeq lists its product as uncharacterized. The transcript is spliced from 2 exons. The coding region runs from base 1 to 1761 and encodes 586 amino acids. NCBI's taxonomy places the organism in Eukaryota, Fungi, Basidiomycota, Wallemiomycetes, Wallemiales, Wallemiaceae. Gene Ontology annotation, molecular function: protein heterodimerization activity; histone binding. Gene Ontology annotation, cellular component: nucleus. The record is from RefSeq and is a predicted model, not a curated record.
AUGUCUUCCUACUUUCCACGUCCAUUUAACGGAAAGGAUUAUAUUCCCCCACAGCAUCUCACACCUGACGAUGGCAACGCGGGUGACAACAGGGACGACAAGGACAACGGGGAUGACGCGGUGACAUUCAAGCGCUACAUCUCUAAUCUCAAACUAGGCGAGACGUGGGACAUGCUAGCGUUGAAAUACGGCAACAUAGAUGCAGCAGAAGAUGAUGAAGUGGAUAUACUAACAGGCGAGCUAAUUUCGGACCGCGGUCACAUACGCGGGCUUGACUCUAACCUCGUAUUCGGUGGUGUAGACGGUGGUGAUGCGACAGAUGACUCUGGAGCGUCAGACGAGGAUAGCGAGCAUGAACGCGAGCUGCUCGAGCAGCACCAGGCACUAAUACACCAGCAGCGCUCUCAAAGAGACCAGGAAGAUCUUGAUGCGUUUCUGCGCGCUGAUCGGGAGCUACACGCCGAUCACGAACCUUACUACCGCGAUAGAAAAAGCAGGGGCUUGCCGACGGUGAUUGAUUUCUCAGAGAGCGAUGCAGAAUGGCAUGAUUUGAGUGGUAGUGAUGACAAGGAGAAUGCGGGCGUGAGAAAGGGUAUGCGUAUGGCUCGUGCAGGUCAAUCGACAACCAGCAAACGUAGAAGAUCUUCAGUACAGAGGAACAUGGCGCAGAAUACAAUUGGAAACACAUCUCCCAGCUCAGAUGGCAGCGUAGUAAGAGGCGCAACGAAGCACAUCAAGACGAUCGAAUUGUCUUCGAGUGAGAGCGAGGACGAGGACGGUAGUGAUGAGGGUUUGCCACACGACAGACUAUCCGCUUGGCAAAGCUACAGCAGCAGUAAUGAAAGCGACAGUGACAGUGACAACGACCAAAACUCAGCUGCGGUGAAGAAGAACGAGUAUCGCACUGCGAAUGACGACAAUGGCGACACCAGUUUUGACGCUUUCUGGAAAUACAAAGAAGAGAAAUAUGCGAUGGACGGGCGCAGUGAUGAAGAGGAGCUAACAGAUGACAGUGCAAAGCAGAGAGCGCUGAGGGAGAAGAGGAAGAGAGACAGAAGAAUGCGUCCGCGUGACAGGCGCAGCAUGACACUGAGCAGCAGUAGCAGUGGCAGUAGUAGCAGUAACAGCAACCCAUCGGAAAGCGACAAAGAUAUAGGCAAGACGCUCACCUCGCGCUCAUCCCACAAGGGGAAAGGGAAACCAAGACCGAAACAGAAGGUUAAUUUCAACUUGGCAAGCAGAGCCAGCGAGAGUAGUGAAAGUAGUGAGAGUAGUGAGGAUGAUGAGCUCACUCGACGCGUCAAAGCGAUUAAACUGCGCCAGGAGAGUGAGGAGCAAUUGUUCAAGAAACCACAGUCAAAACAACACCAACAGCUAUCUGCACCAAUGUCAGCGCGCAAGAGUCGGAACGUGACACCACCUAGACGGACGACGAUAAUUGAUGGGAUGCGCACAGCGCCUGCGAAGAGUCGCAAAGAAACACAGCCAUUGCCACUGACGCCGACAGGCAGUGGGAUGAGCAAGAAUAGGGGCACUUACACACCAAGCGCAUCGAGAAUGCAGAUGACGCCAUCACAGCGCAACGAUAACCGUAGGAGGAGAAUCGAGGAGACGCUGGCAGAUGAACGAAAAACGCGGUCUCUGUUGUCAGGUGAUCGCUCAGGGCUUACGCCCAUGAUGAAAAAGAUCAUGAUCAGUGACACACCGCGAAGCAGCAAAACACAUCAUACCCAGACACCGUCAAAGGCGGGAAGAAGAUGA